AUGGGGAAGCCGCUUAGCAGGCCAGACUGUCUACGUCAGAAUCCUCCAUGUGUUGGCAAAGGGGAAGAAGAUGAAGAUCUAAAUAUUGAGGAUUGCUACGUUCCUCAGAGGUCCAUCUAUGACACUGUGCGGCUGAAUGAACAGAUCGAUUCGGGCUCCAAGGGCAGCCUCUCCUCGAGGCAUUUCACAGACCGGACCUUACCCUACAGUCACAGAACACUGGACAUCAGCACUUUGUGCUCCAAUGGUGCCCUUACUUCUUCCAGUGUUUCUGAGCUCCGAAGCCGUGAAGCUAACAAGUUAGAUGAAAAAAUGAUCUUUGACGCUCUCAAACUGAACAGCGAUGUAAUUCGGACAGCUGGAAUACCCAAAGCAAAGUCUAACACAGAAAAGAAGGAGCAUAGGCGAUCAUGGAGAAUGUUUGUUCCGCCCAACUUUUCAGAUUACACAAAUAAAAGUGAAUGCUCCUUUAAUGAAACUGCUGAUUUGUCAGAUACAGCUAGAUCGGGCAAAUGCAAAUGGGGUACGAAUUCUCUUACCUCAGAAGAGGAUGAUUCUGGUUUAUGCAGCCCUCCAACAGAAAGGGAAGAAAAACAAGAUACACUGUUAGCAGGGGAGCAAGCUCAAAUACAAAGUUUAUCUUCUGCAGAAGAUAUCUAUGCAGUAGGUCAGUUCAGACCGCAUUUCCCAGGAAUUUGCAGAGAGCAGCAAACCCCACUGCUUGCAAGCAGUAGUGUCUCUGUCAAAGAAAGCUGCAGAUUGGCUUUGUAUGACAUGUUACCCUCUGGAAAAGUAACACAAAGCCAUGCACAGACGUGUGACAGCGAUCAGGAAGAGGUGGAGGGAAAGUACUCUCACUUGCAAGAUUUCAAAGAGAAAACUCUGGCACAUGAAGAUCCUCUUCAAAGUGAUGGAAGAAGUAUUUCUCUCAAGAAAAAUGACGUGGAAAAUGCAUAUGAAGCUCAUGAAAACAUUAAAACACGAGUCACAACAGUAGAAGGGGAUUAUGUGGAUGAUGCACGUCAUCAUAUAGAUUUUUAUUAUGCAAAUGUUACUGUAAAUACUAGUGACUUGGAUUUAGCAAAAUAUGAGAUUUUAUCUGAUACAGAGGAACCCAGUAUGGCACGUACGGGCUCAAAUGAAAUGGCACUUUCUCUUCAACAGCUUGAAUUAGAUAGCUCUGUAAACUGUCCAAAAGCUGUCCCAGGGAGAAGUAAAGGCAGUAUUUGGACUACUGGCAUCCAAGAAACCUUGGAUACAGUCUGCAAUGGCCUAUUGUCUAACAAGGUAUUCCAGAAAGAAGAAAUUGAACCCCUCCAAGUAAAACAACAGGAGGUAAAUUGGUUGGGUCAAGGUCUUAUUCAAAGUGCUGCUAAACUUACCAAUACAGAAAACCUUGAACGUGACCUUGAAGAUGUCAACACCCGAUGGAAAACUCUUAAUAAGAAGGUUGCCCAGCGUGCUGCACAAUUGCAGGAAGCCCUCCUUCACUGUGGGAGAUUUCAGGAUGCUCUUGAAUCUCUGCUUAGCUGGCUCAUUGAUACAGAAGACCUGGUGGCCAAUCAGAAGCCACCAUCUGCUGAAUUCAAAGUUGUGAAGGCCCAAAUACAGGAACAGAAACUUCUCCAGAGGUUGCUGGAUGACCGCAAGCCUACUGUUGAGGUAAUCAAGCGUGAAGGGGAGAAAAUUGCAGAGUCAGCAGAACCUGCUGAUAGAGUGAAAAUCUUGAAACAAUUGAGUUUCCUGGAUAGUCGAUGGGAUGCAUUGCUCAGUAAAGCUGAAAUAAGGAACCGUCAGUUGGAAGGCAUCUCGGUGGUAGCACAGCAGUUCCAUGAAGCUCUGGAGCCACUGGUGGAAUGGCUGACCACCACAGAGAAGAGGCUUGCAAAUGCAGAACCCAUUGGAACACAGGCCUCCAAACUGCAGCAGCAGAUUUCUCAGCAUAAAGCCCUAGAAGAUGAUGUCAUAGCUCACAAUAAGGGUUUACAUCAGGCCAUUAGCAUUGGUCAGUCUCUAAAGACCAUGAGCUCCAGGGAAGAUAAAGAUAUGGUGCAGGAAAAGCUAGAUUCUUCCCAGGCCCGAUACAUUGAGAUUCAAGAGAAGAGCAACAGCAGGUCUGAACUUCUCCAGCAAGCUUACAGCAAUGCUCAGAUUUUUGGGGAGGACGAAGUUGAAUUGAUGAACUGGCUGAAUGAAGUCCAUGAUAAACUGAGCAAAUUAUCAGUCCAAGAUUGCAACACAGAAUUGCUUGAGAAACAGCACUCUGAACUACUGGAUCUUCAGCAAGAGAUUCUUCUUAGAAAACAAAAUGUUGAUUUGGCUAUACAAAAUGGCUUAGAGCUUCUCAAGCAAACAACAGGUGAUGAAGUUAUAAUAAUUCAAGAUAAACUGGAAGGCAUUAAGGCGAGAUACAAAGACAUUACAAAAUUGAGUUUGGAUGUAUCCAAGACCUUAGAGCAGGCUCUGCAGCUUGCAGGUCAACUGCAUUCAACUCACGAGGAGCUCUGCAAAUGGCUUGAUGAAGUGGAGGUGGAGUUACUUUCAUAUGAAACUCAAAUACCAAAGGGUGAAGAAUUAAGCCAAGUACAAGAAAGACAAAAAGAGUUGAAAAAAGAAGCAAAGAACAACAAAGGCUUACUGGACACUUUGAAUGAAGUUGGCAGUGCGUUCCUGGAGCUGGUGCCAUGGAGGGCCAGAGAGGGGCUUGACAAGAUGAUAACGGAGGACAACGAACGGUACAGAUUAGUGAGUGACACAAUCUCUCAGAAGGUGGAUGAGAUUGAUGCUGCCAUCCUGAGAUCUCAGCAGUUUGAUCAAGCAGCUGAUGCUGAAUUUGCCUGGAUUGCAGAAACAGAAAAGAAACUGAUGUCUCUGGGUGAUAUUAGGCUUGAGCAAGACCAGACCAUGGCUCAGCUACAAGUUCAAAAGGCUUUUACCAUGGAGAUUUUGAGGCACAAAGAUACUAUAGAUGAACUUGUUAAAUCUGGGGAUAAGAUUAUGAACACGUGCACCGAAGAAGAGAAACAGACCAUUAAGAAAAAAAUGGAAAGCCUCUUAAAGAAAUAUGAUGUAGUCUGUCAAAUGAACUCUGAGAGAAACCUCCAGCUGGAACGGGCUCAGUCCCUAGUUAACCAGUUCUGGGAGACUUAUGAAGAACUUUGGCCAUGGUUAACUGAAACAGAAAUGGUCAUUUCUCAGCUUCCUGCGCCAGCCCUCGAAUAUGAAACUUUAAAGCAACAACAAGAAGAACAUAGGCAACUGCGUGAGCUGAUCGCUGAGCACAAGCCUCAUAUAGAUAAGAUGAACAAAACCGGGCCUCAGUUGCUGGAGCUGAGCCCAGGAGAAGGUUUCUCGAUCCAAGAGAAGUAUGUGGCAGCUGACACCCUUUACAGUAAAAUUAAGGAAGAUGUCAAAAAGCGAGCACUGGCACUGGAUGAAGCCAUUUCUCAGUGUACCCAGUUUCAUGACAAGAUAGAUCCAACUCUUGAGAGUCUGAAACGCAUAGUUGAACGUCUGCGGCAGCCACCUUCAAUCUCAGCAGAAGUUGAGAAGAUUAAAGAGCAAAUCAGUGAAAAUAAGAAUGUGUCAGUGGAUCUGGAAAAACUUCAGCCGGUGUACGAGACGCUUAAACAGAGAGGGGAGGAAAUGAUUGCUCGUUCAGAAGGAGCUGAUAAGGAUAUAUCUGCUAAAGCUGUUCAGGAUAAACUAGACCAAAUGGUCCUCAUUUGGGAAGACAUCCAGACCUUGACUGAGGAAAGGGAGGCCAAACUGUUGGAUGUAAUGGAACUAGCUGAAAAGUUUUGGUGUGAUCAUAUGGCUCUUGUAGCUACUAUUAAAGAUACUCAGGACUUCAUUCGAGAACUGGAAGGACCUGGAGUUGACCCAUCUGUAGUCAAGCAACAGCAAGAAGCUGCUGAGGCUGCUAAAGAAGAAAUUGAUGGACUACAAGAAGAACUAGAAACAGUUGUGAGCCUUGGCUCUGAACUUAGAGCUGCUUGUGGAGAGCCUGACAAACCUAUUGUCAACAAGAGUAUAGAUGAGCUGAAUUCUGCCUGGGAUGCCUUAAACAAAACAUGGAAAGAACGGGUGGAUAAGCUUGUUGAAGCUAUGCAGGCAGCUGUUCAAUAUCAAGAUGGACUGCAGGCAAUAUUUGACUGGGUAGACAUUGCUGGCAGCAAGUUAGCGUCUAUGUCCCCAGUUGGAACAGAUCUGGAGACAGUGAAGCAGCAAACCGAGGAACUUAAGCAAUUUAAGACAGAAGCUUAUCAGCAGCAGAUAGAAAUGGAAAGACUGAACCAUCAGGCAGAGUUAUUGCUGAAGAAGGUAACAGAGGAGAGUGACAAGCACACUGUUCAAGACCCUCUCUCAGAGCUCAAACUACUGUGGGACAGCCUAGAAGAAAAAAUUAUAAAUAGACAGCACAAGCUGGAAGGUGCCUUGUUAGCCUUGGGGCAGUUCCAGCAUGCCCUCGAUGAGUUACUGACGUGGCUGACACAUACAGAAGACUUGCUGAAUGAACAGAAACCUGUGGGUGGAGACCCCAAGGCUAUUGAAAUUGAACUUGCCAAACAUCAUGUGCUACAAAAUGAUGUUUUAGCUCAUCAGUCUACAGUGGAAGCAGUUAAGAAAGCAGGAAAUGACCUGAUUGAAUCAAGUGCUGUUGAAGAAGCAAGUAAUUUACGGAGCAAGUUGGAACUCCUGAAUCAGCGCUGGCAAAACGUGUUGGAAAAAACAGAACAAAGGAAACAGCAGCUGGACAGUGCCUUGAUCCAGGCCCAAGGUUUCCAUGGUGAAGUUGAAGAUAUGCAGCAAUGGCUGACAGACACUGAACGUCAGCUGUUGGCAUCAAAACCCGUUGGAGGCUUACCAGAAACAGCAAGAGAGCAGCUUAAUACCCAUAUGGAACUUUGUGCUGCCUUUGAAGCCAAAGAAGAGACAUAUAAGUGUCUAAUGCAGAAAGGCCAGCAGAUGCUUGCAAGAUGCCCAGAGUCUGCUGAAACAAACGUUGAGCAGGACAUAAAUAACUUAAAAGAAAAAUGGGAAUCAGUACAAACAAAACUCAGUGAAAGAAAAACCAAACUGGAAGAAGCCCUCAAUUUAGCAAUGGAGUUCCACAACUCACUUCAAGAUUUCAUCAAUUGGCUUACUCAGGCUGAGCAAACUCUAACUGCAGCUUCUCGGCCAAGUCUUAUCUUGGACACUGUCUUGUUUCAAAUUGAUGAACACAAGGUUUUUGCCACAGAAGUGAAUUCUCAUCGAGAUCAGAUCAUAGAGCUGGACAAAACUGGAACCCAUUUGAAAUAUUUCAGCCAGAAACAGGAUGUUGUCCUUAUUAAGAAUCUGCUGAUUAGUGUACAGAGUCGAUGGGAAAAAGUAGUUCAACGUUUAGUUGAAAGGGGAAGAGCUUUGGAUGAUGCAAGGAAAAGAGCCAAACAGUUCCAUGAAGCCUGGCACAAACUUAUGGAAUGGCUGGAAGAAUCAGAGAAAUCUUUGGACUCAGAUCUUGAAAUUGCAAAUGACCCUGACAAAAUAAAGAUGCAGCUCGCACAGCAUAAGGAAUUCCAAAAAUCUCUUGGUGCCAAACAUUCUGUGUAUGAUACCACAAAUAGGACUGGACGCUCCUUGAAAGAGAAAACCACCUUGGCUGAUGACAAUUUGAAACUUGAUGAUAUGCUGAGUGAACUAAGGGAUAAGUGGGAUACCAUUUGUGGAAAAUCAGUGGAAAGACAAAAUAAACUGGAGGAAGCCCUGUUAUUUUCAGGGCAAUUUACUGAUGCUCUGCAAGCUCUCAUUGACUGGUUAUACAAAAUUGAACCUCAGCUAGCAGAAGAUCAGCCAGUACAUGGAGACAUUGAUUUAGUGAUGAAUCUGAUCGACAAUCACAAGGUUUUCCAGAAGGAGCUGGGAAAAAGAACGAGCAGUGUCCAGGCUCUGAAGCGCUCUGCAAGAGAGCUGAUAGAAGGCAGUCGUGAUGACUCUUCCUGGGUCAAAGUCCAAAUGCAGGAGCUAAGUACUCGCUGGGAGACAGUUUGUGCCCUGUCGGUAUCCAAGCAAACACGACUGGAACAGGCUCUUCGGCAGGCAGAAGAAUUCCACUCUGUUGUCCAUGUCCUUUUGGAGUGGCUGGCAGAGGCAGAGCAGGCUCUUCGUUUCCACGGGGUCCUUCCAGAUGACGAAGAGGCCUUGCGUACACUGAUAGACCAGCACAGA
Messenger RNA from Phaethon lepturus (White-tailed tropicbird), 6210 nucleotides. Its product is annotated as dystonin-like. Gene Ontology annotation, molecular function: structural molecule activity; microtubule binding. The transcript has 30 exons. Gene Ontology annotation, biological process: intermediate filament cytoskeleton organization; cytoplasmic microtubule organization; wound healing. Lineage: Eukaryota; Metazoa; Chordata; Aves; Phaethontiformes; Phaethontidae. The annotation marks the transcript as partial. The record is from RefSeq and is a predicted model, not a curated record. Gene Ontology annotation, cellular component: hemidesmosome; cytoplasm; intermediate filament.